UUAUAUAAAUACAGAGUGCCUGGCAUAUAUAAACUACUAGAACAAGAUCACCUAAGAAAACAACAGAUCAACAAGUAGCACAUGAUCACGUAAGGAAACAACAAACACAUGAUCACCUAAGAAAACAAAACAGAUCAACAAGUAGCACCUGAUCACCUAAGGAAACAACAACACUAACAAACCCUACAAAAGCUGAGUGUAAAACGGCAGUUAUAACUAGUUGGGAAGUGUUGUUUAUACAUAGGCAAUUCUCUUUCUUGGGCAAUAGUACCUACUACGAGUAGUUGGGAAGCCAUCCCAAUCUCGCCGCUCGCAUGACAGCCUCUCUCUUCUUCCUCGCUCCCCGGCUCCUCUUUUUUCCUCUUCCCUCCCAAGCACACAGAACCUUCCAGACCAUUUCAAAACCCUAAACCCUCGCUACCCAGGCGAGCUAAUCCCCGCAGUUUCGCAGUCCACCUCCGGCGAUUCGACUCGCCCCGAUCUCCGGCGUCUCCGAUUCGCGCCCACAUUGCUCGAUCCGGCUGCGACCCCGCGGGAAUCGGCGCGGAUUUGGGGCAAGGAAUUCGCUCUAGCGGCGUCCCCGCUCCCGGAUCUCCUCAAGCUUCUGGAACAUCCGCCACACGGCGCGGUAGGAUCCUCUGGUCCGUGCUCGGUUUGCUCGAUUCGGGAGGGGCUUCGCCGGAACCGGCGCGGAUUUGGGGCGCGCGCAGGGGGUCGGGAUGGCCGCGGCGCGCCAUCUUCUCGCCGCGGUGGUGCUCUGGGCCGCGUUCUCCUCCGCCGCGUCUUUCACCGACCCCUCCGAUGCGAUCGGGAUGUGGGAAUUAUAUCGCACACUGGAGUCGCCAUGGCAGCUUUCUGGGUGGACAUUCAUGGGUGGUGACCCCUGUGGCGGAGACGGGGAACUUGGAUCGUGGCGGGGGGGUCUUUUGCAAGGACUCAUGUGUCGUGGCUAUAAACAUCAGUGGGCUCGGGGUCGGAGGGUGGCUUGGCCCAGAACUGCUCAAACUCCACUCUCUGAAAGAGCUUGAUGUGAGCUUCAACAACAUCGCUGGUGAAAUCCCGCCCACUUUGCCCCCAAAUGUGGAAUACUUAAAUUUGGCAGCCAACAAGUUUGAGGGAACUGUACCACCAUCAUUGCCAUAUUUGCACUCCCUUAAAUAUAUGAACUUCAAUGAAGAAUGCCUUAUCGGUGAAGGUAUUACUGGCCGAGUUUACAGAGGUGAUUUUCCUGAUGGUCAGUUCAAUGUGCAGGGAAGGACAUUCUUGUUCUCACAUGCCACUUUCAAAAAAUCCACAAGGUCGAGGGCUUUGUCAUGGAAAGCUCGGAUGAAGAUUUCUCUUGGAGUUGCCUAUGCUUUGGAAUACUUGCAUUUUAUGUGCUCUCCUCCAGUUACCCAUGGAAAUAUUGAAGCUACAAAUAUUUUGCUCGAUGCUCAGCUCAUGCCCUACCUAAGUCACUGUGGGUUAGGAAAGUUCAGCCAUUUUGUCAGCGCCACAAGAAUGGUACAAUUCUGAAUACUCAAGGUGAUGGUGAUCACUGAUGCCGCACCAUCUCAGUCGUCUGGGUUCAACUGAAGGUGAUGCUGAUCAGUUAUGAUGUUCAAAGUCGAAACAUGGUGAUGAUUUGACAGUAUACAAACUGAGAGUGUCACAAUUUUCGUCUCCGUUUUGCUGAAUCAAAUUACUACAAACUGAGAGUCAUAAUUUCUGUCUCCGUUUUGCUGUGUGAGACAUAGUGAGAUAUUAUGUUGGACGCGAUAAAGUGUAUUGGAUUCUUGUA
Lolium perenne is the source of this 1780-nucleotide messenger RNA. RefSeq lists its product as uncharacterized. The record is from RefSeq and is a predicted model, not a curated record. Lineage: Eukaryota; Viridiplantae; Streptophyta; Magnoliopsida; Poales; Poaceae. Gene Ontology annotation, biological process: protein phosphorylation. Gene Ontology annotation, molecular function: protein binding; protein kinase activity; ATP binding.